AUGACGCAGACGGAGGAGGAAACCCGACUGCUAGGUGAGCGGAGCAGGAACUUGCCAGCACCGCAACACAACGCACGCGAAACAGGAAAUGAGGCACCGUCAAGGUGUGGAGAAGCUCUCUCCAGCAGCGAGCGCAAGUCGCUCGUUUUCUUGCAGAUGAACACGCCGCUGAGUAUCCUAUUUUGCAUCAUGGCCGCUGUCUUUGGCGCGCUGGUCGUGCCCUCCGUUGAGAAAGCAUUCCGCAUCCAUGAGACAUACUUUACACCGUCUCCUAAAAUGUUCUUCUUAUACUUGGUCGCCAUGUAUGUGUCGCAAAUCGGCUUCUGCUCCCUUUCCAUAUUUUCCCCCAGCGCACACACAAAACGAAUGAUUGUGAGAAGCACUGGCUCCCGACUGGCGCUGGAAAACUACCUUCUUUCUCUCUGGUUUGUAUUGCGUAUUCUUGAUACAAUUUGGACAACGGCGCUUGCAUUCUACGUUCUUGCCGUGAUUGCGAUCUUGGCCAUCGUCAACGACGUCAAGCUCUACUUUCAAUACCCGAGUCAAUGGUCGCACCCGCUUGAGAUGUUAUUUGUGCAUGUCCCCAAUAAACUUAUGACUGUCCUAAUUACACACCAGCUCUUUUGGCAGCAGUUGUUCAUGGCGUUUGGAUGGACCAGGUCCCAAUAUGUUGACAAUGUGCAGCCUUCACUGUGGCUUGCGGUGGUAGUCACUGCGCUUAUGGGUAUCCUAGUGGCAGUUUGGGUGGGGUUUACGGGGGAUAUCGGCGUAUACCUCGCCACCAUGUUCCUUGACAUAAGUGUUUUCAGCUUUUACAAAAUGCCCGUGAUCGGACCGCGAUCUAGGCCGUUUGUAUUAACAGUGUUCAUGUUGAUUUCGAUGACUUUGCGCACAAUUGCACUCCUAGUUCCGGGGUUGAUCUCGCAUGGCUUUGUCGUCGUGUGUCACGGCCAUCGUGGGGGUCCCAUCGUGGAUCUCGGUGCAGAGAACGUCCAUGACGAUGCACCUGCUCCAGUCGAACCAAAUGCUUCAGACGUGCCGGCACAGAUCGUUGUGCAAAAUCCCGAUGUUCCGAAGAGAACGGCCCGCUCGUACGGAACGCUGGGCGAAGAUCCCUACGCCUGA
Molecule: messenger RNA, 1125 nt
Organism: Malassezia vespertilionis
Lineage: Eukaryota; Fungi; Basidiomycota; Malasseziomycetes; Malasseziales; Malasseziaceae
Exons: 1
Coding region: 1-1125 (374 amino acids)
Source: RefSeq, a predicted model, not a curated record